AUGCCGCUCCUGCCGCUGUCCAAACGCAUACAAUAUGCCGUCUUGUGGUUCCUCUGGACCCGGCUCCUGAACCUCUCACAGUACUACAACAACCUCAAGGCCCUAUUUGUUCCGCCGGCCAUCAAGCCCGCCGACCUGGUCAAGCGGUAUCCUGCGCGCCCGUCACUCUCCGUUCGCAUCUUCUACCCCCCCUCGUACACGCCUCCGCCUCACGCCUCUCAUUCAACAACCACCCGCCUCCCCACCAUCCUCACAAUCCACGGCGGCGGUUUCAUCCUCGGCACCUCCACCACCAACGAAACCUACAACCGCACCCUCUCCACCACCCACUCCCUCCUCACCAUAGCCCUCGACUACCGCAAAGCGCCCCUUCACCCCUUCCCCACCGCAACCCACGACCUCGCCUUCCUCAUCCACGCCCUCCUCUCCGACGCAUCCCUCCCCAUCGACCCCGCCCGCGUCGCCCUCGUCGGCUGGUCGGCGGGUGCUAACUUGGCGCUUUCCGUGGCGCAAUUGCCGGCUAUGCAGGGGCGCAUACGCGCUGUGGUGCCGUGUUAUCCUGUGGUGGAUUAUACCGUUCCUAACACUGUUAAGGCGCUCGGGAGGCAGUAUAAACCUUCGCUACCGGGGCACUAUCGGAGUCGACCGCUGGGAGGGGAUAUGCUCACGUCGCUGAUGCCGCUGUUUGAUUGGGCGUAUGUGACGCCGGGGCAAAGGUGUGAUGACCCGCUGUUGAGUCCGUAUUAUGCCGAUCGGGAGAUGCUGCCGAAAGAUGUUUUUCUGGUGGCGUGUGAAUUGGAUAUGCUGGCGGCUGAGGCGUGGCGGAUGGCGUGUCGGUGGGCGGGGAGGAGGGUGCCGGGAAGGGAGGAGAAGGUUGGAAGGAUGGAGGUGGUGGGCGGGCCCGGGAAGAAAGGGGAAGGGGUGUUGGUGGGUGAAGAGGAUGAGAAGUAUGCGUGGGAGGAGGUAAAGGAGGAGGAUGGGUCGAGAGUAAGGUGGUUGCUGGUGCCGGAUACGGUUCAUGGGUUUGAUCAGGAGGAGAUUGAGCAGGUGGUGACGGGUGAUGAGGAGUUUGCGGCGGAUGCGAGGGUGAAGAGGGGGAAGGUUAUGGGGAUUAUGGCGGAAUGGCUGAAGGAGAGUUUUGCGAGGGUGGAGGAGUGA
This is a messenger RNA of Dichotomopilus funicola, 1158 nucleotides long. Its product is annotated as Alpha/Beta hydrolase protein. Lineage: Eukaryota; Fungi; Ascomycota; Sordariomycetes; Sordariales; Chaetomiaceae. The transcript has 2 exons. The record is from RefSeq and is a predicted model, not a curated record. Gene Ontology annotation, molecular function: hydrolase activity. The coding region runs from base 1 to 1158 and encodes 385 amino acids.